Messenger RNA from Cryptomeria japonica (Japanese cedar), 1146 nucleotides. RefSeq names its product bifunctional TENA2 protein. The record is from RefSeq and is a predicted model, not a curated record. The transcript has 3 exons. Gene Ontology annotation, cellular component: cytosol. NCBI's taxonomy places the organism in Eukaryota, Viridiplantae, Streptophyta, Pinopsida, Cupressales, Cupressaceae. Bases 142 to 819 code for a protein of 225 amino acids.
UUCUUUACAUGUAUUGAACUUCCAAACCUACAAAUACCAUUAGUAAUAAUUACUUAAAAUUCAGAGUCAAUGGCACGCCUGAUUAUUGCUGCACUCCACUCGUAGGAGGCCAAUAGUAAGUUGGCUGAAUUGAGGGAGUAAAUGGCCACUGGGAUAGAAUCUUCGUCAAUCACAUCCGAAUGGUUGAAGCAGCACGCGCAACUGUAUAGUGAAGCAACCUUCCAUCCUUUCAUACAAAGCAUUAAGAAUGGAUCCAUCGACUUCAACUGCUUCAAACGUUGGCUUAGCCAAGAUUAUAUAUUCGUAAGGGAAUUUGUACGCUUUCUGGCAAGCGUGCUCCUGAAGACACCAAAAAACUCCACUGCAGAUAUAGAUAUCAUACUUGGUGGCCUGGCUGCUUUAGAACAGGAAAUUUCAUGGUUUAAAAAGGAAGCAUCGAAUUGGGAAGUUGAUCUUAUAAAUUGCAAUCCUCAAAAGUCAAACCAAGACUAUUGCAGGUUCCUUGAAAGUCUUAUGCAACCGGAUGUUGAGUAUGCUGUUAUAAUUGUGGCAUUCUGGACCAUUGAAGUGGUAUAUUGCGACAGUUUUGCAACUUGUCUCGAAUCUGAUGCUAAGACUUCACCAUUGCUUCUUGAAGCCUGUCAACGAUGGGGCAAUCAAGGGUUCAAGCAGUACUGCAUGUCUCUCCAGAAAAUUGCAGAUAAAGCUUUAAAUAGUGCUCCUCAAGAUGUACAACACAAAGCAGAGGAAACCUUCACACAUGUUUUAAGGAAUGAAAUUGAGUUCUGGAAUAUGAGCUAUGGGUAUGACAUGAAGUGAAAAGUUGUUCUGUUGUAUCUGCAGUUUUUCAUUUUCUUUUGGUGUGAUAUUGGAGUUAUGUUCUGUUGCAACUUCUUAUUUAGGACCAGGCUCUAGAGACAUUAGUUUCUUUUAUGCACAUGUAUCAUAAAUAAUCAUCUAUGAUCCACACUGGAUUAUGGAAGAAUGAAUUGAUUGAAUGGCUUGGGCAUGAAUAGUGUAUAAAAUAUGCCCAAAUUGCCACAAGGAGCUUCCGGUCAGUAAAAUAAAGCUCAAGCAAACCAUGAAUGGACUUAAAGAGAGGAACAAAGGAUUAUUUUAAUUAAUUACCAGAGACCUCUUAAUUAA